AUAGCUUUAGAUGAGCUAUUUGGUAUCAUUUGGAAGAGCUAUUUGGUACCAAUUAGCUUUGCCAAAUGAUAUCAUUUGGCUCCCGAACAUUUUUCCAUGGAACUUUUCUACGUAACAUUUUUCCUCGGAACCCCUCAAAUAUUACGAAAAAAUAUAUCUCAUUCGAUGUAUUCGAUCAUUUUUCAUUUACAUGCAGAUUAAAUCAGUCAAAUGGAGUAGUGAAAUUUCCAAAAAUAAAAUGGGACAUCCAACAAUUCACAAGGUGAUAGCGCAACUAAUGUGGAGCGAAGGAAAUUUGGAACAAGCUCGACAUCAUUUCUUGUUGUCGAAAGAUGGUAGCGGGUGUGGUCAAAUGCUAAUUGAAUUAAGUCAAACGAAAGGUUUUCCAAAAGAAGCGGAUUUGUUCAUAACACAGGUGGUAUUACAGCAGUUAUGCUUAAAAGAGAUUUCAUCAGCCGCCGAAACGUUUCACACUUACAUUAAGUUUCAUCCAAAAAUUAGUCGAACGGAUCCACCAUUUGUGAUGCCUUUGCUAAAUUUCGUAUUUUUUCUACUAAAAAUCAUCGGAAGCCGGAAAUUAGCGAUUUUCAAAAAACUCUGCGAACUAUAUAAACCAUCUUUGGAUCGUGAUCCUUCAUAUGAAAAGUAUUUGGAAAAAAUUGGCGUUAUAUUUUUUGGUGCACCAAAUCCACCACAACGCUCAAAUAAUGGCAUUUUCGGUGAUUUGAUAAAUCAAUUGUUUCAAGGUCUCGAGGAUGAAGAUGACGAAAAUCAAACUUGUUCAUCAGUUGAGACGGAUUUAGAUUAGGACUCUAUUUCUUUUAAAUCCAGAAGAAAAAAGAUACAAAAAAAAUCAAUUUUAAUGUCAAAAACUCUGAAUAUACGCUCGAUAAUGAACGGGUUGACCAUGAAUAUUGAUCAGAGCAAGUUAUAUAAAAUUAUAGGGAUGCGAUCCACUUAAAAUAAAUUUAUUAAAAAUUAAA
Messenger RNA from Contarinia nasturtii (swede midge), 983 nucleotides. Its product is annotated as Golgi to ER traffic protein 4 homolog. Gene Ontology annotation, molecular function: protein binding. Bases 191 to 808 code for a protein of 205 amino acids. The transcript has 2 exons. Gene Ontology annotation, biological process: protein insertion into ER membrane. Gene Ontology annotation, cellular component: BAT3 complex; cytosol. The record is from RefSeq and is a predicted model, not a curated record. Lineage: Eukaryota; Metazoa; Arthropoda; Insecta; Diptera; Cecidomyiidae.